UCAAUGCGACCGUUAGUAUUUACGUAGACACCGCCGUAGCUUGACCAAAUUAAAAAAUAACAAUAAAAAUAAAAGUACUGAACAUUCUUUUUUUUAAAUUUCAAACAUGUUCGUUUAUCUCAUUCUAUUUUUGAAAACAAUUCUGACUUCUGCAGAGGAUGUAUUGUACUAUCCUUUGGUAUAUGACUCUUGGGUACCAGGGGAUCAUGGGUAUCACGGAGUGCAUAACGGUGUUGAGCACGCGAAACAUUUCGUCAACGAAUGGACGGUCGAAGUGGAUGGUGGUGAUGAAGUAGCGCAGCUGAUCGCUUUGGAGCUGGGAUACGUGUACGGAGGACCGGUGCACAGCUUCCCAAAUACAUACACGUUUCUCAAAUACGAACACGACAUGCAGCGGCGCGCCCCGGCCGCCGCGCACACUUCCACGCUCACCAAAGAUAGAAGGGUACGUUGGGCAGAGCAAGUUUUCAUUAAAUCGCGUGUCAAAAGAUAUUACACGCCGGAACCCGACGCCGAGGUCCACCGGGUGAAGAGGCUUGAACAAUCCAAUAGUAGUUUAACACGGAGGACGAGGGCUGCAGAAAUACGAGGAAGAAAACCUCUGUUCAACGACGAACUCUGGAGCCAGGAGUGGUAUUUGCAAGACACACGAACCGCAAAGAAUUUGCCUCGUUUGGAUUUAAACGUGUUACCAGUAUACGGAAUGGGCUUCAAUGGCAGCGGGGUACGAGUGUCGGUGCUCGAUGACGGCAUCGAGCAUAAUCACACCGAUUUAAGAGCGAACUACGACCCGGACAUCAGUUGGGAUUGCAAUGGUAAUGAUUCCGAUCCCCAACCGAGAUAUGAGGAGCUUAAAAAAAAUUCACAUGGGACCAGAUGUGCUGGAGAGAUAGCAAUGACAGCGAAUAAUUUAAAAUGCGGUGUGGGCGUAGCCUGGGGAGCCAAAGUAGGCGGAGUUCGUAUGCUCGACGGGCGAAUUACGGACAGGAUUGAAGGAGAGGCCAUUGGUUACGCUUGGGAUAAGGUUGACAUCUACAGUGCUUCAUGGGGCCCUAAUGACGACGGACGAACUGUAGAAGGUCCGGGGCGUCUGGCCAAUGAGGCAUUCAGACGAGGAGUUACUCAGGGACGGGGAGGCAAAGGAAACAUAUACGUGUGGGCAAACGGCAACGGUGGUGGCCACAACGACAACUGUAAUUGUGACGGAUACUCUUCUAGUAUUUAUACGGUAUCAAUAGGCAGCGCGUCCCAACAUGGCCUCUUCCCUUGGUAUGGAGAGAUUUGCUCAUCCACUUUAGCUACUGCGUAUUCUUCUGGUGCCUAUAAAGAUCAGAAAAUAGCAACUACGGACACGGGUGAUUCUUGUACAUUGAAACACACGGGGACAUCCGCCGCUGCGCCAUUGGCUGCCGGUAUUGUAGCGCUCACGCUGCAAGCCAAUUCCAACUUAACGUGGAGAGAUGUCCAACAUUUGAUAGUCUGGACUUCUGAAUAUGCUCCAUUAUCAGCCAAUCCUGGGUGGCAGAUCAAUGGUGUCGGACUUCGCUUCGACGUACGUUUUGGAUUCGGGCUUAUGAACGCUGGCGCCCUCGUGUUGGCGGCACUGAACUGGACAACUGUUCCAGAAAAACAUAUCUGCCGCGUGGAAGCUUCAUCGAUCAACGAUGGUGGCGGCCAUAUAUCUUCUGGAGAUCAAUUGGAUAUUCCAUUCGAAGUUGGAAAUUGUGCAGUGAAUUAUUUAGAGCACGUCGAGUUAUUUAUCAACGUUCAAUAUACACGCCGUGGCGCCCUAGAACUUUAUCUUAUAUCGCCGUCAGGUACUAAGGUGCAAGUACUCAGUGCUCGGCCGAGAGAUGUCUCCACCGCCGGCUUCGUCAACUGGCCGCUCACUUCGGUUGCCACGUGGGGUGAAAAUCCUAAAGGUAUCUGGAGGCUGAUCAUUCAGGACAAGACCGACGAAGAAAAUUCUGGCAUGGUUGGACGAAUUACUUUAGCUCUGCAUGGGACUAAAGAAAUGCCAGAGCAUAUGAGAAAUGGACCAAGGAAAUAUAAUUACGACUACAACAACUACGAGGAUGUCUUCAACUACUUCGAUACAGUGCUGGAAGACGAAAAUCGGAAUUCGUCCGACGAUAUCGAAACACCAGAAGUACCAGAAGCGCAUAAAACUGGGGAAGUGGACGAGUUCAAUGACAUAGAUCCAACAAUAUUGGCGGAAGUCGAGAAAGAGUUGCAAAGGAUUCAUCAUAGAAUUAUUUUAAGAACAUCUGGAGUAAAUUGAAGGUUAACACAAUUAGAAUUUGAUCUUGUAUAAAAUAUUUAAAUUAUUUUUAAUUAUCUGUAAUUAUUAUUGGAUUAAUAAAUUAAGAUAUAGCGUUAUGUUAUUUAUUAUAUAAUAAAAUCUAUAUCAAAUUGACAAAAAUAUUGUAUUUAUUAUUUUUAUUAUACUUAUCUACGCUACAAUUAUAGUUUUUAA
Galleria mellonella (greater wax moth) is the source of this 2476-nucleotide messenger RNA. Its product is annotated as neuroendocrine convertase 1-like. The coding region runs from base 107 to 2281 and encodes 724 amino acids. The record is from RefSeq and is a predicted model, not a curated record. Gene Ontology annotation, molecular function: serine-type endopeptidase activity. NCBI's taxonomy places the organism in Eukaryota, Metazoa, Arthropoda, Insecta, Lepidoptera, Pyralidae. Gene Ontology annotation, biological process: protein processing. The transcript has 15 exons. Gene Ontology annotation, cellular component: Golgi membrane; trans-Golgi network.